AUGGGUUGUGGCAGCAGCAAAAUGAAGGCUAGCGUAUUGCUCACAAUGCGUAUAAAUGUUAGCGGAAUAUCUGAAGUAGACCAACUAUUUGCUAAUAUUGUCGAGCCAAUAAACAUGCUUGACAGCCUCUCCCAAAAUUUAGAUGCAGCAUUCCAAAACUUCCAAAUCUCCACAGGCACAUUUUCUCACAAAUUAUUCAAGCUAUCAGACUCCAUUACAAUUAUGCUGAUAGCCUACUCUUCAAGCUGCAACGGAAACUUCAACAAAAUAAAUUUAAAACUGAAAUCGGAAAAUCCGUAUAUCGAGCUAAACCAAAUUUUGCUUAAAAUGGAGCACAAAGAAAUUUUUUCGACGUGAAAUAUUCUUAUAGAAACUUAUUUAGAGACUUCUUCAAAGCUAAAUCAAAUUUCUGAACAAAUUCUGGAAUUUAAUGAAACUUCUAGAUCUUAUCCAGAUCAAGCUAAAGAAAUCGCGAAUAAUUUGGAAUUAGACGCAAUUGGAGCUGCCACUACUAUUAGAUGUGUGGGGAUUAACUUAGAAAAGCUGCGAAUGGCAAAUAAAACUUUGAAUGAAUUAAAGAAUAUGCUAAAUGAAAUAAAAGAAAGCAUAGAAGAACUACAAAGAAAAUUCAGCAGCCAGGCAGAAUUAGAGAAAAUCCAUAGGAUUGGAAGGGAAAUUCAUGAUGAAAAGCGAUUUUCGCCUAAAGAUUUGUGCCGCAAAUAUUAUGACUCUACACAUGUAGAAUAG
Molecule: messenger RNA, 747 nt
Organism: Blepharisma stoltei
Lineage: Eukaryota; Ciliophora; Heterotrichea; Heterotrichida; Blepharismidae
Source: the annotation of a GenBank genome assembly